Letharia columbiana is the source of this 1386-nucleotide messenger RNA. RefSeq lists its product as uncharacterized. The record is from RefSeq and is a predicted model, not a curated record. Gene Ontology annotation, biological process: proteolysis. NCBI's taxonomy places the organism in Eukaryota, Fungi, Ascomycota, Lecanoromycetes, Lecanorales, Parmeliaceae. The transcript has 2 exons. Gene Ontology annotation, cellular component: fungal-type vacuole. Gene Ontology annotation, molecular function: aspartic-type endopeptidase activity. Bases 1 to 1386 code for a protein of 461 amino acids.
AUGCUUGGUUUCAGAAAGCUUUGCGCGACUCUUUGUAUAGAGCUAAGCCUCUGGGUCGCCGGCGUCCAAGGGUUUCAAAGCCAUAAAUUCAAGGUUGGAGGGUUAUCCUCUGCCCCAUUUCAAGCGCCCAGCCCAAAUACACAGGCGUCACAUGUCCUUUCUUUGACUCGACAAGCUUCUGGGAUCUCUAGGAGCGCAGGCUAUGUGCAAUCACUUCGGAAGGGCAAUGAGGUCAAUGGAGUCUAUGGUGUUGCUCCAUUGACAUCGGUCGAGGAAGGCACAGUCUUUUUGACCGGCGUGGAGUUUGGGACCGAAUCCUUCCAAGCGGUUGUUGAUACAGGCAGCAGUGAUACUUGGCUGGCUGGGAAAGGGUUCCAAUGCGUCAAUGUGACUACGGGGGCUGAUGAACCAGAGAGCGAUUGCCUGUUUGCUUCAACAUACACGAUAGAGCCACCGUUCAAACAGAUCCCCGAUGUCAAUUUCAACAUCACGUAUGGCGAUGGAGAGUUCUUAACGGGUAUCUUUGGCAUUGAACCGGUGACGAUAGCCGGAAUCACAGUCAAAAAUCAACAGGUUGCUGUUGUUGACUUCGCAGCAUGGUUCGGCGACGGCGUAUCAAGCGGCUUGAUAGGCUUCGCUUUCCCUUCGAUCACCAGCCAAUAUGCCGGCACGAAUCCUGCCUUGGACACGAUCACCAAUAUUCCGUACAACCCCGUCUUCACCAACAUGUAUGAGGAAGGUCAUGUUGCUCCCCUCUUCAGUCUUGCUAUCGAGAGGUCUUCGCUCAUGUCAGGAACGGUACCUGGCGGCUUGCUUGCAAUAGGUGGCCUACCACCUGUGAUUUUCUCGCCCAUAUUUGCCAGCGCACCAUUCCAGUUGCUUACCAUGAACGACGCCGAUGCGCCGGCUCCGGUGCCUCAAUAUCAGUUUUAUACCAUCACGACGAACGGCUUUUACUACGAAGGAAGCGAGCAUACGCACUGGUCUUUGCCGGACUUCCCCAAUCCUUUCGGGCCCCCAACGAAUUCGUCUCAAGUCCAGGUCAUCGUUGAUAGCGGCACCACCUUGAUAUACCUGCCCACGGGUAUUGCGGAUGCAAUCAACGCACUGUUUGAUCCACCGGCUAUUUACAGUGAUGACGAAGGUGCAUACGUUGUAGAUUGCAGCGCAAAGGCUCCCGAAUUCGGUAUCAGGAUCGGGGCAGAGACAUUCUUCAUCAAUCCGGAAGACCUGUUCUUGGAUAAUGGAGACGGGACGUGCAUCUCGGGCGUUGAUGACGCUGGCGACAGUCUCUCGAUCCUUGGAGAUGUGUUUCUGAAGAACGUACUGGCCGUAUUUGACGUUGGAGCUAGCGAGAUGAGGUUUGCGGCGCGGGAAUUUUACUAA